AUGCCGCGGCUCGGCAUGUUCUGGGCGGCGGCGCUCGGCGUGGGGGUCGUCACCUGCGCCGUCGUCUUCGUCCGUCAAAAGAGCUCGACGCUUUCCGUCAACCUGACGGCGGACGGCACGCGAGGGAAGGCUUUCAGUCGCGGGCCGUUCCGAGUGGUGGAGGACAGCGUGCGACCUAGGGACUGCUCAUUUGCUCAGGAGCCGCCACCCAAGCCUUUCCGCGUCUGGCUUCCGGUCCUAGGUCUCCCCAGCAACGAGUUAUCUGACUCUUCCCAAGCUGAUGCUGUAGCUGUUUCUGCUUCUGAUGCUGAAGCUGGAGCAGCUCCUGGCGAUUCACCUGACGAGAAGCUCGAAAGCACCUGGCAGGUGCCAGUGGUGGUGUUUCAGCACGGGUUCGCUUCUCAGAACUACUUUUACUCUGACCUGCUCUCGAGAAUCGCCUCUCAUGGCUACAUCGUGGUGGCUCCUCAGAUGUACUCCAUAUUAGCAGGAUUCGACACACUGCCAGAGAUGCGGGAUGCUGUGAAAGUCAUCAACUGGUUACACACCAAUCUGCACGCCCUAAUCCAUGCACGAAUCAAGCCUGCUGCCCUGGCUGCUGCGCGGGCAGCUGAACGGGCAGUUAAAAAAGGAACAGGCGACGGGGCAGAUGAACGGGCAGGAGAAGAGGCAGCAGUGGCGCAGCCUGAUUGGUCGAGGUUUGUUCUAGCAGGCCACAGCCGGGGAGGGAAGGUGACGUUUGGAAUUUUGAGAAAGCUGGUGGGGGAGGUACUUAGGUCUACAAAGCAGCAGCAUGGACUCGUAGAGGCAAAGUUACCAGUGCCUAUUAAAGCCGCAAUACUCUUCGAUCCUGUGGACGGAACCGCAUUUAAAGCCACCAAUCCUCCCACACUUACUCAUCAACCGGACUCCAUCUCUCUGGUAAACAACCCUCCUGUACUCGUUAUAGGCUCUGGCCUGGGUCCCAUUCCCAGAGGCGGUAAAUCCCCUUCCGAUAAAGGUUACCCUUGCGCGCCCGAGAAUCUCGGGCACAAAGUUUUUUUCUCGGACCUGGUCGGGCCGGCGUACCAUUUUUCGGUGCCCGAAUGCGGCCACGCUGACUUUUAUGAUGACAACUUGGGGCCGAUUUACGGACCGUUGUUUAGCAAAGUGUGCAACAAUGGGCCUGCUAGGGAACCGAUGCGGGUGGCGGCUGGAGGGCUUGCAGUGGCGUUUUUGAAAGCUGUGGUUGGGGGUGGUGGGUAUGGUGAGAAGGGAGGGAGAGUGAGGGGAGUGAGAAGUGAGAGGAGUGGGAUGGAGGUGGAGACAGGGGAUGGUGGCGGUGUGAGAGGGGCGGCAAGGAGCUUAGAGGAGAAGAGGCAGGCUCUGGAAAGAUUAGUGACUGAUGCUGCAGGUGACGUGGCUGAUGUGGCAACUGCUGCUGUGGUGGAGAGUGAGAAAGGGCAAGGCAUGGAGCAGAAACAGGAGGCGGAGCAAGAGGAGAAGCAGGAGGAGCAGCAGGAGGAGAAGCAGGGGCAGGAGCAGCAGGAGGAGAAGCACGGGCAGGAGCCGCAGGAGGAGAAGCAGGGGCAGGAGCAGCAGGAGCUGGAGCGGGAGAGGCAAAGGCUUGAGGGAGUGUACCUGAGGAGUGUAGGCAGAGGAGAGGCGUGCGGGGUUGACUCGGAAGGAGGCAUUGGUUGUGGCUCGAUUAUUAUAAGGAACAGGGAAGGAGGGUGUGCUGCUGUGAUUGGUUCAGGGAAGGGGAGUGAUGUGAGCGAUCUCUGUGAUCUGUUGCAACACCCUGAUCAUUCUCCUGUGGUGCUGUCAGAGGUGGGGUGGAAAGUGGGGCGCGGGCAGGAAUUACCUGCAGGAACACCUGAGGGAGCACCUGAAGGAACACCUGCCGCUCUCUCCGGAGCUGCAACUCCUACAGUUACUGCUGCCGCUGCCCGUUUGUGA
Closterium sp. Yama58-4 is the source of this 1938-nucleotide messenger RNA. NCBI's taxonomy places the organism in Eukaryota, Viridiplantae, Streptophyta, Zygnematophyceae, Desmidiales, Closteriaceae. The record is from the annotation of a GenBank genome assembly.